ACGUGUAUACCACCCCUUUAAACGGGAAGUCCAUGUUGCUUUUUGAAUUAAGGAAUUAUUGAGGGCGUUUAGCAUAAAGAAUAAUAUUUGUAAGACAUCGAGUGAAGAAUUUUGACUUUUGUUGCAUUUAUGUUUUAUACAAAUUUGAAACUGAUACACGGGAAUAAUAAUUUGAUGGAGGCUAGUGUAAGGAAAGGAAAAAAUGGUACGAAACGUUAGACGAAAAAUGUUCGCGUUCUAUCCUUUACUGGGUGAUUUUUAUUCGAAUCGUACGCACGAAAAGUAUCUUAAUGUAAGUCUGACGAGUUUGAGAACAGUUUAAUACACGAUGCUAUGAUAAUUUGUGAGUUGGAACACAAUCACGACGAUAUUGCUUCCGUAUUAUCUAUUUUGUAUUACUAUAAUUUACAAGAAAGUGCAACUUAAGUUUUAAGAAAGAAUAGAUUGUAAUUAUCAAAAUGGAAGUGUGGUGGUUUUCUCGUGUGAUAGCUCAUCAUCCUUAUACCGUUGUAAUGGUAAUACUCAUAUUCUCUUCGACGUGCUUGAUCGUUCCUUUAGCUGUCAAAACGUUUCCAGAUUUCUCUGAUCCUCAAUUAGGCUUUCAAGCAAGAGGCACGAUGUUAGCACAACGACUCAUUGCUUGGAAAAAUUUGAUGGAAACAAACAAGCCGAGAGGACAGCUCACUGACAAUCCUUUAGAAUAUUAUAAUUAUUUGCGCCAAUCAAAUCAACAGGUAGUUCAGAAUCUACAGAAUUCUGUCAAUGCACAAAAUCACAGCUGGAUCAAUCAAGGUAUCGUCAGAAAGAAACCCAAAAAUAAAAAGAAAGGAGGAAAGAAGUAUCAAAAAGAAAUAACUAACAGAACGUCAGAAAUAGAUCAAAUCGAUGGUAAAGAUAAAUGGAAAAAGUUAAUACAGUUGACGAACAGAAAUGAAUUGAAUAUAGCAGAGGAUUAUAAGAACGAAGACCACGUCGAGAGCGAAAGUUUCUUUUGUAAUUUACCGUCUUCUGCUUAUGCACGUGUAGUUAUAGGUAGAGACUCUGAGAAUACGAACUUGUGGUCAAUGGAGGGCGUGUUGGCACAGUGUCAUAUCGACGCAGAGCUUCGAUCGAAUCCUCACUUUCCCUCUUUAUGUCAGAUGCAAAUGGAACAUAACGGCGGAAGACAAAAGUGUUGCAGAAGUUGGUCGCCAGCAAAUUACGUUGCACUUUUAUCCAAUCGUAGUUCUUGCCUGGGUGUGACAGAAAAUGAUCUCAGUCGUGUAGAAACCCUUUUACAAAGAUGUGUUUACUUCUAUAGAAAUCUUCGCUUAACAUCAAACUGCGCAGAGGAUUUAAAUUGUCAAAGACACGUUCCAAGCGAAUGUUACACCCAUAAUGCUGCUUAUCAUUUGCUGCACUAUUUGUUAGAUACAGAUUUUAUAUCGGAUCAUAAACAACAUUCUCAAACCAAAUUUAAUUCGACGCUGAAAUAUGUUAUGAUAUUUUUACCAAUUGCCGUAAGCUCAGCUACUUUGGACUUUUAUAAAGAGUUAAACAAUGACGGUCUAUUUUAUGGAAAGUUUUGUAUAAAAGGGAUGCAAUUAGGUUUGAAAAGUACAUUGUUCGACAGACUGUUGGUAUCAGAUUCGAUUUUAUUGGUGAUUGGUUUUGUCUUCGUAACAGUUUGCAUAUGGGCAUACACCGGCUCUCUGCUGCUAACUGUGACAACGAUCAUCGCAGUAAUUUUUAGCCUUGGCAUUUCGUACGCAUUGUACACUCUAGUUUUGCACAUUAAAUUCUUUCCGUUCAUCAAUGUUUUGGCAAUCGUGGUUGCUGUGGGGAUAGGGGCAGACGAUGCAUUUAUAUAUUGCAAAAUUUGGGAAAAAGGAAAGGAACAAAAAACAUCGAACGAUGGAUUGGUCAGGCUGGUGCAAGAGACGAUGAAACAUGCUGUUCCAUCUAUGUUCGUGACAUCUUUAACCACUGCAGUUGCUUUUUUUGCAUCGGUUGUUAGCAAUGUUACCGCCAUCAAUUGUUUCAGCUUAUUUUCAGGAAUGACUGUCAUCGCAAACUUCUUUCUGAUGGUUACCUGGUUACCAGCAUGCGUGGUGCUGUCGGAACAAUUUAAUCUGAACGUUUUAUCGCCUGCAAACUAUAUAGUGCGAAAAAUUAUUCGACCUUUGCGACUGUUUGGACACAAACUGUCGAUAGGCUUUAAUACCUUCUUGACGAAGAUAGUAAUCAAUUUCCGGUGGUGUUGGAUGUUCAGUUUGGGCGCCAUGGCAGCCAUAUGUUCCGUCAUUGUUUUCCAUUACCCGGGUUUACAAUUACCAGACACCGCUGAUUUUCAAUUGUUCGAUAGCUCUCAUACGUUCGAACGAUACGAUUUUAUAUAUUCCCGGAAAUUCUGGUUCGAAAAACAUGAAACGAUUGAUAAUGGAGAUCUGUUACCGUUGAGAUUUGUAUGGGGAAUAAAGCCAAUCGAUAACGGCAAUUAUCUGGAUCCUGAUCUAAAGGGUACACCAGAGUGGGACGAAUCUUUCGACGUGUCGCAACCAGAAUCGCAAUUAUGGUUGGAACGAUUUUGCCAGGACCUGCGAACCCAGCCUUUCUAUCACGAUACUUUGGGACCUUUGCUGACUAAUUGUUUCAUCGAGUCGUUGCACAAUUGGAUGAAAAGGCGUUGCGAGGAUCCGGUGGAUUCGAACAUCAACUAUACGCCAUGUUGCGAGAAAAGCACAUUUCCAUACAAUUCCACCGUGUUGCAACAAUGUGCAGCCGAAGCAAACGUGGAACUAUAUCGUACACCCUCGUACCUGUGGGCUCGUAACGGUGUUUCCGCUGGUCUAAAGUUUUUGAACGAAGCUAAUCUCACCCAAGUACAAGCGUCGAACGAAACUAAUUCAAUAAUGGCGCCGGUACCUAAGAUUAAAGUUUUAAUCGUUGAAUAUGAUAGUAUAUAUAACUACAGCCUUUCCUUCUCGAGUAUGGAUCAAUUCUUUCAUCAGGUGGAAACUUGGAUGCAGGAUCAAUUGAAGAAUGCGCCACUGGGUAUGCAAGGUGGUUGGUUCGUUAGUAAAUUAGAGUUUUAUGAAUUACAGCGAACGUUGUACGAAGGUACACUUUGGGCAAUGGGACUUUCAUUGAUCUUGGCGCUUACAGUAUUGGCUUUCGCGACGCUUAAUCCUAUUAUCAGUCUAUACGCAAUUGUAACAAUUGCUGCAGCAAUUAUAGUAACAGUUGCUGGUCUGAUACUUUUUGGAUGGAAGCUGGAUGUUUUAGAAAAUGUUGCUGUGUCGACAGCUAUAGGUUUGACUAUAGAUUUCAGUUUACAUUACGUAGUAAGUUAUAAAGCAUGCACUUCGAAAGAAAGGAAGGAGAGAGUGAAAACUGCGCUUGCGCGAAUGGGGGGCCCAACUUUAAUGGCCUCCCUGACAAGUGGCGCCGCUGGAGCGUUCAUGUUACCGUCUUGCGUAAUGGCGUAUAUUCAAAUCGGUACAUUUUUAUUGCUCGUAAUGGGCAUAAGUUGGAUAUACGCUACGUUCUUUUUGUGUCCUGUGCUAGCUAUUGUUGGACCGUCGACACACUUUGCCCAAUUUCACUAUCCAAAAUUAAACGUAUUGUGGAAAUACCUUCGAAAAAACAAGCCUAGAAAUGUGCCUGAAACAACUACAGAUAAUAGUAGAAUUAGAAGGAAAGCUAAAGGACGAGGAAUGUGGUCGGAAUCUACUUUAAGUACAUCCAGUACAGUGUGUCAAUUUCACUGUAACGAAAUAGAAAUUUUUACGAGGCCACCGCCAUCACCAUCCCUACCUCCAUCACCGUCAUCUGCAUUACUUCAUUGAGAUAGUGAUAUUUUUUGUUGUAUUAAACGGUGAAAAAUAAU
Molecule: messenger RNA, 3868 nt
Organism: Colletes gigas
Lineage: Eukaryota; Metazoa; Arthropoda; Insecta; Hymenoptera; Colletidae
Product: protein dispatched
Exons: 10
Coding region: 459-3827 (1122 amino acids)
Cellular component (GO): membrane
Source: RefSeq, a predicted model, not a curated record